Oncorhynchus mykiss (rainbow trout) is the source of this 3149-nucleotide messenger RNA. It is a transcript of the gene appb, whose product is annotated as amyloid beta (A4) precursor protein b. Gene Ontology annotation, biological process: axonogenesis; central nervous system development. Lineage: Eukaryota; Metazoa; Chordata; Actinopteri; Salmoniformes; Salmonidae. The record is from RefSeq and is a predicted model, not a curated record. Gene Ontology annotation, cellular component: membrane raft; plasma membrane; cell surface. Gene Ontology annotation, molecular function: signaling receptor binding; heparin binding; signaling receptor activator activity.
GGCUUUGGAGCAGCUGGCCAGCCUCGUUGUCGCUCUCCAUCAUCCUAUGCUCGUAACAGGCACCGUCGCCAAGCGGGAGUGCACGGGAACGGGAUAGAGGUUCAUACCAACGGAUUGAUCUGAAUAUUUUCAAUAUAUUGGACGGAACUGAUUUAGGGUCAACGGCAUGGUCGAGCGAACAGCAUUUCUGUUGUUAUGGGUGGCGACCUUGACGCUGACAUCGGAGGUGCCAUCUGAUGACUCAGUGGCUCUGCUAGCGGAGCCCCAGAUAGCCAUGUUCUGUGGGAAGCUCAACAUGCACGUCAACGUCCAGAGUGGCAAGUGGGAGCCAGACCCCUCCGGCACCAAGAGCUGCAUCGGAACCAAGAAGGGCAUCCUGCAGUACUGCCAGGAGGUGUACCCUGAGCUCCAGAGCACAAACGUGGUGGAGGCCAAUCAGCCAGUCAGCAUCCAGAACUGGUGCAAGAAGGGACGCAAGCUGUGUCGCAGUCACACACACAUCGUGGUGCCCUACCGCUGCCUGGUUGGGGAGUUUGUGAGUGAUGCGUUGCUGGUUCCUGAUAAGUGCAAGUUCCUGCACCAGGAGAGAAUGGACAUGUGUGAGAGGCACCUGCACUGGCACACCGUGGCUAAAGAGUCCUGUGGAGACCGCACCAUGAAUCUCCAUGACUACGGCAUGCUGUUGCCAUGUGGCAUCGACCGUUUCCGAGGGGUGGAGUUUGUGUGUUGCCCGGCAGACAUGCAUCGCGAGUCAGAGAGCGUCGAGCUGACUGAGUCUGACGUGUGGUGGGGCGGAGCCGAGACUGAAUACACCGAUAACGGCAUGCUCCACCAGGCGGAUCAGGGGGCUGCCACCACUGAGGAUGAUGAGGAUGCCUUCGAUAGGGACGAGGACGGUGACGGUGAUGAGGAUGAAGAUGAUGUGACUGACAAACGGGACAGUGGUGAACGCACCUCCAGCAUCGCCAUGACAACUACCACCACGACCACCACCGAGUCGGUUGAGGAAGUUGUCAGAGUGCCCACCAUGGCCCCUGCCCCCCCUGACGCAGUCGACCAUUACUUGGAGUCUACUGGAGACGACAACGAACACGCCAACUUCCAGAAGGCCAAGGAGAGUCUGGAGGCCAAGCACCGCGAGAGGAUGUCCCAGGUGAUGAGAGAGUGGGAGGAGGCAGAGGGGCAGGCCAAGAGUCUCCCUCACGCAGACAAGAAGGCUGUCAUUCAGCACUUCCAGGAGAAGGUGGAGGCCCUGGAGCAGGAGGCAGCAGGAGAGAGACAGCAGCUGGUUGAGACCCACAUUGCCCGGGUGGAGGCCCUGCUCAACAGCUGCCGUCGCAUGGCCCUGGAUAACUACCUUAGCGCCCUGCAGGCCAACCCACCCAGGCCUCGUCAGGUGCUGGGCCUUUUGAAGAAGUAUGUCCGUGCAGAGCAGAAGGACAGACAACACACCCUGAAACACUACGAACACGUCCGCAUGGUGGACCCCAAGAAGGCUGCUCAGAUCCGACCCCAGGUGAUGACCCACCUGCGUGUGAUUGACGAGAGGAUGAACCAAUCCCUGGGGCUGCUCUUUAAAGUGCCCAGCAUGGCCAACAAAAUCCAAGACCAAGUUUCAAUCCUGAUGCAGAGGGUUCAGUCAGAGCUGUCUCAGCAACUCUCAUCUCUGCAGAGUGAUGAGAGGACUGAUGUCAGGGUGAGCUAUGGGAACGAUGCCCUGAUGCCUGACCAGGCCUACAGCUCUGCCCCUCUGGACCCUGGCAUGGGCCUGGACAGACUCGGCUUCAUCCACCCAGAGAGUUUCAACCAACCCAACACCGACAACCAUGCAGUUGAGCCUGUUGACGCUCGUCCACUUCCAGAUAGAGGUCUGCCCACUCGGCCUGUCUCUGCUCUGAGGCCUGAGGAGUUCCAUGAGGUGCGGAUGGAGAAAGGAGAGAGGCAAAGCGCCAGCUAUGGAGUGCAUCAUCAAAAAUUGGUAUUCUUUGCUGAGGAUGUUGGCUCCAACAAAGGUGCCAUCAUUGGGCUGAUGGUGGGCGGGGUUGUCAUAGCGACAGUCAUCGUCAUCACUCUGAUCAUGCUGAGGAAGAAACAGUACACCUCCAUCCAUCACGGAGUCAUCGAGGUGGAUGCUGCAGUGACCCCAGAGGAGCGACACCUGUCCAAGAUGCAGCAGAAUGGUUAUGAGAACCCCACCUACAAGUUCUUCGAACAGAUGCAGAACUAAGGAGCUACCCUUUGAUCCCUCACUGACCCUGAACCCUCCUUAACCCCUCACACCUAAGCCCCGUUGCAUUUUGGUCCCUAAACCCUUCUCCUCGCUCCUACUCUUAAUUUCAAUGUAUCUUAAAGGACUGGAUUGGUGAAACCAGUAUGACUGAAGCUCCACGUAAAUCUAUUGGGUUAGAAAGAGCCGUGGUCAUAUUACUUAUACACCCAGGGGUGGUGAAGGCCAAGGGGCUAGGAGGCAAAAUGGAACCAAGUCACACACUCACCAUCUCUUCCUCGUAGAGUGCAGCACAUCAACAUCCACAGCUGCCAUUAGUCAGACAAGGGUAUCCUUCUUCACCUACACAUUUUUAGCCAAUCACAGGUGAGAUCCCGUAGCGUUUGUACAGAGUAGAGAAACACAUUGAUUUAUCUGUCCAUGUAUCUGUGGGUUGGCCCUCCCCCACAGUACAGCACUCACAUCUCUAAGAGGGCUAAACAAAGGCCUCAUAUACACCUGUAAUCUUCCUCCCUCUGAAGUACUCUCCUCUCCCCCUCCUCCUCCCUCCAUCUCUCCCACUGCCCCUCUCAGAUGACGGCUGUGCUGUUUUUGGUGAUGAUAUAACAGCUCUUAGUGCUAGUGAAGGGAGGAUGGGCUCAGUCUACCCUGAGCUCCUCUCUGCAGGAUUAUAUCCCAAGAGUUUCAGGUUUGUUUUUCAGGUAAAACAUAUAUACAAAAUAUAUAUAUAUAUAUGUCCUCAGAAAUAUGUAAAUGAAGAAAUAUUGAAUGUUUUUAUUUUGUGCAAAAUGUAUUGAAAAAAGGCAGAAAAAAGCUGUAACUAUAUGUAGUGCAUGGUGAUAUUGAUGACGGAUAUACAGUGCCUUGCGAAAGUAUUCGGCCCCCUUGAACUUUGCAACCUUUUGCCACAUUUCAGGCUUCA